Messenger RNA from Lasiodiplodia theobromae, 1896 nucleotides. Its product is annotated as Cytochrome b5. NCBI's taxonomy places the organism in Eukaryota, Fungi, Ascomycota, Dothideomycetes, Botryosphaeriales, Botryosphaeriaceae. The record is from RefSeq and is a predicted model, not a curated record. Gene Ontology annotation, molecular function: FMN binding; oxidoreductase activity. Bases 1 to 1896 code for a protein of 631 amino acids. The transcript has 4 exons.
AUGGCCCCGAGAGUUAUUGUCGUCGGCGCCGGCUUGUCCGGUCUGAGUGCCGCCCACACCGUCUACCUCUCAGGAGGCAAUGUUCUCCUCCUCGACAAGAACAACUUCAUGGGCGGCAACUCCACAAAGGCCACGUCGGGAAUCAACGGUGCUCUCACCAGGACUCAGGUCGACCACGAGAUCCGGGACAGCGUGAAGCAGUUCUACGACGACACCCUCAAGUCUGCCCGUGACAAGGCCCGUCCCGACCUGAUCAGGGUCCUCACAUACAAGUCGGCCGCUGCCGUUGAGUGGCUGCAGGAUGUCUUCAACCUCGACCUGACCCUGGUCUCGCGGUUAGGAGGUCACUCCCAGCCCCGUACCCACCGUGGCCACGAUGCCAAGUUCCCCGGUAUGGCCAUCACGUACGCUCUGAUGCAGCGCUUCGAGGAGCUCGCCGAGAAGGAGCCCGAGCGCGUCCAGCUCAUCAAGAAGGCGAAGGUGACGAGGGUCAACAAGGAUGGCAACAGGGCAACCGGCGUGACAUACGAGUUUGGCGGCGAGGAGGUCACUGUUGACGGCCCCGUCAUUCUCGCCACCGGUGGUUACGCCGCCGACUUCUCGGGAGAGCAGUCUCUGCUGCAGAAGCACAGGCCCGACACCUACGGCCUGGCAACCACCAACGGCGCCCAUGCCACUGGUGAUGGCCACAAGAUGCUGAUGGCCAUUGGCGCCAACGGCAUCGACAUGGACAAGGUCCAAGUCCACCCGACCGGUCUCAUUGACCCCAAGGAUCCCGGCUCCAAGUGGAAGUUCUUGGCUGCUGAGGCUCUCCGUGGCGAGGGCGGUCUUCUGCUCAACGGUAAGGGCCAGCGUUUCUCCGACGAGCUUGGCCACCGUGACUACGUGUCCGGUAAGAUGUGGGAGGAGAAGGAGAAGGGCUUGUGGCCCAUCCGCCUGGUCCUCAACUCCAAGGCUUCCAACGUCCUUGACUUCCACACUCGCCACUACUCUGGUCGUGGUUUGAUGAAGAAGAUGACCGGCAAGGAGCUGGCCAAGGAGAUUGGCUGUGGCGAUAAGGCCCUCCAGGACACCUUCCAGCAGUACAACCGCAUUGCAGACGGUAAGGAGAAGGAUCCCUUCGGCAAGAAGUUCUUCCACAACCUGCCUUUCGACAUUAACGACACGUUCCACGUCGCCCUGAUGGAGCCCGUCCUGCACUUCACCAUGGGUGGUAUCGAGAUCAACGACCAGGCCCAGGUUCUGAACCAGGAUGGCAAGCCUUUUGACGGCCUGUUCGUCUGCGGUGAGUUGGCCGGUGGUGUCCACGGUGCCAACCGUCUCGGCGGUUCAUCUCUGCUUGGCUGUGUUGUCUACGGCCGCGUUGCCGGUGAGAGCGCCAGCAAGUGGCUUUUCCAGAACCUUGUCAGUGGCAGCGUGUCUUCUGCUGCUCAGCGUCUCGGCCAGAUCUCGCUGCACAUCGAUCCCUCGCAGCCCGGCAAGGUCCAGGUCGAGUGGGGUAGCGGCGUAUCAUCUGGCGACGACCAAAUUGCCCGGCAGAAGCAGCAGUCCGCAGCGCCUGUCCUUAGCGGCGGCGCCGACAGCGCAGAUCCUGGCAAGGUGUCGAAGCCCAACGAUAUCAGCACCUUCAAGGUGCCCGAACAGGAGUACACUCUCGAGGAGGUGAAGAAGCACAACAAGAAGGACGACCUCUGGAUCGCCGUCAAGGGCGUCGUCAUGAACUUGUCCAACUGGGUUGACGAGCACCCCGGUGGUCCUCAAGCCCUGUACUCGCACAUGGGCAAAGACGCAUCCGAGGAAUUCGAGAUGCUGCACGACGACGAGGUCAUCCCCAAGUACGCGCCUGAAGUCGUCAUCGGCCGCGUCAAGGGCCAGAAGAUCACCCUGGAGUACUAA